CGGGGCCGUCGACUGGGCAAUUCACUGAGAAAAAAAAAUCGGACUUUCGGGUUUCUGACAAGUGCAAUCUCAUCCACCGAGCAAACGGAACGGACUUUGAUACUCCAGCCUCACCUACGGAGCCGGAAGGAAACUUCGCGACUGGGGUCAGCUCAUACCGGUCAUCUCACUUUUCAGCAGUCACAUACACACGCAUACUCAAGUGUGACACCGGGAACGAACAAGAGCUCCGACCAUAGCUAGCUCUCACACGUCAUACAUCCAUCCAAAGCUCUCAUCAUGGCCACUGUUGAGACUCCCCAGACCGCCGUGCCGGGCAAGGUCCUCGGCCCAAUUACGCGGUUCGCCGCAGGCCCAGGAACGCACGUCUACAAUGGAAACGUCGUCGCCUCCCUGCUCGGCGACGUGACCGUCACAGCAUCCACCAAGGCCCAGGCCGGCCUCACGAAGCGCCUCAACCGCAUCACGCCGCUGUCGCCCGAGGAGCUGGCGACCAUCUCCGUGGCGCGCAAGGGCGCCAGCAAGAAGCGCGAGAUGCUUCCCGACGUCGGCAACAUGGUGCUCUGCCGUGUCGUGCGCUUGAUGCCGAAGCAGGCCAUUGUCACGAUCCAGCAGGUUGGCGACACGGUACUCCAGACGGAGUGGCAGGGCGUCAUUCGCUCUCAAGACGUGAGGGCGACAGAAAAGGAUAAGGUCAAGAUCUAUGAGAGCUUCAAGCCUGGUGACGUGGUGCGGGCGCAAGUGGUGAGUGAUUCUCUGCAAGACAUUGAAAUGUGACUUGUGAUGGGUAGCUGACUUGAUGUAUCAGAUUUCUUUGGGAGACCAGGCCA
Colletotrichum acutatum is the source of this 830-nucleotide messenger RNA. RefSeq names its product exosome component EXOSC1/CSL4-domain-containing protein. Gene Ontology annotation, biological process: RNA processing. The record is from RefSeq and is a predicted model, not a curated record. Bases 280 to 777 code for a protein of 165 amino acids. Gene Ontology annotation, cellular component: nuclear exosome (RNase complex); cytoplasm. Gene Ontology annotation, molecular function: RNA binding. Lineage: Eukaryota; Fungi; Ascomycota; Sordariomycetes; Glomerellales; Glomerellaceae. The transcript has a single exon.